CAAUUGAUGGAGCUGGCUGAAGCACCCCCCCAUCCCCAUAGCAUUGGCGCGGUAGACUGAAAAUACAUUCUUUAGAUACCACUCGAGCUCACCACGUCAAAGCAUUUUUUUGUGAAGUGGAGCGGGCCAAAAUUUCGGGCCAAAAGAAACAGGGUAUUCCUGUCUGGGUCGUCCUUCGUCGCUCUAGUAGCCGAUAUCCAAAUUUCACCUCGUUCUAGUAGCUGAUAUCCAAGGGAAUCAUGUCUGUUGGCAGAAUCACAAGGCACUCCGCCAUGGAUCGACAACAACGGAUCUCUUAUCCUGCCUCGGCUCUCACCCUCCUCGGCCUCCUCACCAUUCUUCCCGUCGUCCUCGCUAACAACUGCCCCGCUUUCGCCAACGAGCGAUCAGCCUGCACGCAAGACACAUGCGGACGUUACGUCUACAAGGGCAAAUUCACCGUGCAAGGCACGAAGCAGUUUCGCCUCGCCGCCGCACCUAACGGCGUGAAUCUCGGCCCGAAAGCAACCCCCGGAGACUGCUGUCACCAGUGCCGGGCGAACGGCGACUGCGCGUACUGGAACCUCCUCCUGCCGUCUGGUCUCUGCCUCCUCUUUACCGAAGAAGCUUGUAGCGGGGACGCGCAUGUCUUCGUCCCCGGGUUGCCCAACGCAUAUGUCGGUGGUCGUUGCAAUUCUGGCGCCAAGUUCGCCGCCACCGCCGCUGCCGCAAGCGCCCGAGAUGCCGCCGCCGACGCCGCCGUGGGAUCCGCGCUUUCCCGCCCCGGAAUCGGCGUCCUUCCCGGGGGACCAGUGGCGCACGAGAAGCUGACGGACCGCGCGUUCUGCCUGAUUAGCGACUCGUCGCUUCACAUCAACAUGAAACUCUCGGGUUACAUGGAUACCCGCGGCGCCACCAUCGCGACCCCCUCCUCGUCUGCUGGUAACUCGCGAACUCGGCGACCGGCUGUUGUUCGCGCGUGGAUUCGCGAGCUGUCGCUAAUGUGGGGGAGAGGGGGUCCGGGGCAAGCGCAGCACGUGGUGCGAAUGGCUGCUAGAAAAACGGCGCAGCAGGAGAGAGGAGAUGGGUAUCUGGCGACUGUUGAAGUGGACGGCCAUGCGAUGCCGAAGCUAGUGUUGGGAGAUGAGCUCUCGUUAUUCGACGGCGCGGCUACGAUUCUCCUAGCAGCGUACGAGAAGCAAGGCCCGUACGACGUUGAUGUGUACGCGUUAAAGGUAGCGGGUGUGAUUGAAGCGGAGGUUCGCGUACGCCGGGUGCACCCCCUGUUACAAGAACCAGAUGACGCAGAGGCGCAUAUCAACCUGGAGAUCCUCGAUGUUGCGCACUCCCCUACCGUGCACGGGCUCCUGGGUCAAUUUUACCGCGCCAAUGCCACAUCCGAACCAACACUAAACUACUCCAUUCUGUCAAACCUAAUGGCCAUGCCGUUUGUUCCUCCCUCCGAGUCAUCUUCAAACGGGGACAUCGAGGGAGUACCAGAAGACUAUCUCACCUCCUCCCUCCUCGCUCCUGACUGCAAGUUCACUCAGUUCUCGCUCUUCCCUCAGAAACCCAGCAGUAGCGGCGAGACUGAUGGUAGCACCAGGAGCAACAGCAGCAGCAACAGCGACGCUGCUAGUAGCACCAGGAGCAGCAGCAUGACAGAAACCAGCAACAGUGAAAACCAUUUGCGUGGUGUGAGUGGCGACCUAGAGGGGGAAAUCUCAAUUGCUCAGGUGGAAGAUACGGCGGCUGAGGCGGCGGAAAUGGCACUUGGGGAAGCUGAUGUGGCUGACGAGAUUCUUUCAAAGGCAGCUGACAUGGCUAACGAUGUUGCUUAUGCAGCUGAUGCUGCUGCUACCGUGAAUCUCGACGAGACCACUCUCAGGCUCUCGCAAGCGGGGUUUGAUGAGAAUGAGCGGAGAACCGCUUUCUGAGGAGAAUUGCCUCUCCUCACUCUCCAACCUUCAUUCUUCUCAAAUUCGUUUUAGGCUAGGUGCCGCUUAACUAAUAGGUUGUAGG
Molecule: messenger RNA, 2001 nt
Organism: Closterium sp. NIES-67
Lineage: Eukaryota; Viridiplantae; Streptophyta; Zygnematophyceae; Desmidiales; Closteriaceae
Source: the annotation of a GenBank genome assembly